Molecule: messenger RNA, 2270 nt
Organism: Ruditapes philippinarum (Manila clam)
Lineage: Eukaryota; Metazoa; Mollusca; Bivalvia; Venerida; Veneridae
Product: failed axon connections homolog
Exons: 6
Coding region: 94-960 (288 amino acids)
Cellular component (GO): cytoplasm
Source: RefSeq, a predicted model, not a curated record
UAUUCAUAUCACGAGCUCAAUCUUAACCUCAGUAGUAUAAACGUUUACAAGACUCAUUUAAUUAAAAAAAACAACAACAAACACACGGUCACAAUGGAAUCUCUACGUGAAUUUGUCAAAGAUAACGGACUAUAUUUAGCAACAGGUGCUGUCAUCGUCGGAUCGUCAUUGUUAUUAUAUAAACGAAUGAAACGUUCUCGAACAAGAGUAUGCGGCGUGGAUUAUCCGAAAGACAAGGUCAUUCUUCAUGUGUUUCCUCGGACCAAAACUAUUCCGAAUAUGGGCCAUUUUGUGAUGAAGUUAGAAACGUAUUUGCGGAUACAUAAAAUACCGUUCCAGCUUGAUUUUAACUACAAAGGCGGACCGAAGAAUAAAACACCAUGGAUAGAAUAUAACGGUAUUACAAUGGGUGACUCUCAGUUAAUAAUUGAGUACUUUAAUAAGGAAUUCAACUUUGAUAUGAACAGUCAUCUUAGCAAACAAGAACGGGCUGUUGCAUGGGCGAUACAGAAAUGGUUGGAAGAAUACACGUACUGGCUAAAUGUCUACAGCCGUUGGGUGAUUUUUGGCGAUGAAAUGUUACGGAAAUUCCUAAAAGUUCCAGGUCCUGUGGCAGCUUUGCUCAAAAUUACUAUGCGUCCUAGAAUGAUUAAAACAUCUUACACUGUAGGAAUUGGUCGCCAUAGUGACGAGGAAGUACAUCAGAUGAUGCGUAAUGAUCUUAAAAAGUUCUCAGAUUUGUUAGGCGAUAAGAAGUACAUCAUGGGCGAUAAGAUAACGGAAACAGACUGUGCAGCCUUUGGUAUUUUGUCUCAGAUCCGCUGGUGUACUCCGGAGUCUUGUCCUGGACGUCAACUCCUGACAAGUGAUGAACUUAAAAACGUGGCAGACUACUUGGACAGAAUCAAGGACACUUACUGGAUGGAUUGGGAGGAAAUUCUUGCUGCUGUGAAAAAAUAACUUGCUCUGUUUGAAAGCUUUCACCAGAAAUAUUAUGUCAAUAGAUUGAAAUGUCUGUUUCUACGUAAUGUGUUCCUAUGUGUUCGAAACUAACAAUGCCAUUAAUUUGAAUGUUUGCACAAUAUAGUCAGGGUUAUUUUGGAUAGGGAACAGAACAGAACAGAAUUUGUGGUUUAUUAACAAUUAAUUGAAGACAAUUGCUGAUUUUCAUUAGGUUGUAUAUUGUACAUUUAUGAGGUUGCUAUAAAAGCCAUAUUGCACAGUAAAACACUAAAUAAUCAGGUACACAUAAGUAAUAUUGUGCUAAUAUUAUUGAACAUUAAUGAGGUUGCCAUUAAAGCCAUAUUGCACAAUUAAACACUAAGUAAUCAGGUACACAUAAGUAAUAUUUUGCUAAUAUUAUUGUCCAUUUAUGAGGUUGUAAUAAAAGCCAUAUUGCACAGUAAAACACUAAAAAAACAGGUUCACAUAAGUUAUAUUAUGUUAAUAUUAUUGUACAUUUUUUAGGUUGCCAUUGAAGCCAUAUUGCACAAUAAAACACUAAGUAAUCAGGUACACAUAAGUAAUACUGUGUUAAUAUUAUUGAACAUUUAUGAGGUUGUAAUAAAAGCCAUAUUGCACAGUAAAACACUAAAUAAUCAGGUACAUAUAAGUCAUAUUGUGUUAAUAUUAUUGUACAUUUAUUAGGUUGUAAUAAAAGCCAUAUUGCAUAAUAAAACACUAAGUAAUCAGGUACACAUAAGUAAUAUUUUGCUAAUAUUAUUGUCCAUUUAUGAGGUUGUAAUAAAAGCCAUAUUGCACAGUAAAACACUAAAAAAACAGGUUCACAUAAGUUAUAUUAUGUUAAUAUUAUUGUACAUUUUUUAGGUUGCCAUUGAAGCCAUAUUGCACAAUAAAACACUAAGUAAUCAGGUACACAUAAGUAAUACUGUGUUAAUAUUAUUGAACAUUUAUGAGGUUGUAAUAAAAGCCAUAUUGCACAGUAAAACACUAAAUAAUCAGGUACAUAUAAGUCAUAUUGUGUUAAUAUUAUUGUACAUUUAUUAGGUUGUAAUAAAAGCCAUAUUGCAUAAUAAAACACUAAGUAAUCAGGUACACAUAAGUAACAUUGUGUUAAUAUUAUUGUACAUCUAUGAGGUUGCCAUAAAAGCCAUAUUGCACAGUGAAACACUAAAUAAUCAGGUACACAUAAGUCAUAUUGUGUUAUUAUUAUUAAAUACUUUUAUAUUAAUUUUGAUGCACAAUAUCUUUUGUCACAAUGUGUUGUUAUUUUUGUAUAUGAUUUAUCAAAUUAGAUAUUUUUUGGGUCA